UGCCAGUGUGUGAAGCUAAGCUUUUUUUUUUUUUUUUUUUUUUUUUUUUUUUUUUUUUUUUGAAACAGGAAAGCAGCAACAGGGGGCUGUUACGAUUUCUUUUUCUUUUCCAAACUUGGAAAGCGGCCCGUGGGGCCUGCGACGAAUUCCCUUCCCCCCCUCAAUUCUUCUCCGUCUCUUCAUCUUCUUCUUCCUCUUCUUCCUCCUCCUCUAUUUUAAAGGCAGGAUGUCAGCAGGUCAGUGCAGCAGGGCCAGGGAGCAGUUCAGGGCUGUGGAAGGAGACGAGAGGGAAGAGCUGUUGCUGAAGCACGGCAUACGGCAAUGGGUCGACCGGGGGCAGAAGAACGUUGGCAGGGCAAAUGGGUCAUGGAGGAUGCAGUGCAGGUUGUGCUCCAAGGAGCUUGAUGGGGCCACCAAUCAUUUAAUCCAACCAUCAGACGGCGCCCGGUGCAAGUAUGUCAACAGGGAGAUCUUGUACGCCAUUUACAAGGCACAAGGAAAGAGUAAGAUCCUGCAGAAAUUGUUGAGCAGACUGGAUGGCCACAUGCGGGAGCUUGGGUACCCGUCCUCAACACCGACUGGAACGGGCCUGGAGGAUGAGCAGGAGGAUAUCCACAGCCUCGACGACUCGCUAGCUCAAGUACAAGGCCGCCUUCAGCAGCUGGAGCAGCGACCUGUCGCCGCCCCCGAUGCAAGCUCUUCCAAUACCUCCAAUCGCCUCGAAGCAUUGGAGAUGGACGUCGGCUCCCUCAAGGACGGCGUGCAGUUACAGCAGACCGCAACGCAACAGAUGCAACAGCGGAUUUGUACUACCGCCAACACCUCCAGUUCGGAACCGCGCGAGACAGCUCCAAUGUUCGACGGGCAGGAGAUCUUCUGCAACUCGAUGAAGACAGAUCCGAUUCCAUGGUUCCGCAAGUUCGAGCUCACGCUACAGCUACACAUCAUCAAAGAACACAAGCACCACGCAUACUUAUACUCUCGCUCAGGGGGCGCGUGCCAGGCUUGGUUGUACAAUCUCUUGUCAAAGUACGGAGUGGUAGCUAACGACUUGCACACCAAGAUCAGUUGGGAUGAUCUGAAGGCGGCGUGGCACAAGCGGUUCCAAGUCGAGCCGCCCGAGAUCAAGGCUAUGGACAAGCUCAUGGUCUUCAAGCAAGGCACGCUGACGAGUACCGACUGGAUCGCCAAGUACCAACGCUUGACAUCAAUCCCAUACAUCCAGAUGGGCUUCAAAGCCAUCCGCCACUAUUUCAUCUCAAGGUCAUGUCCGACAUUAAGUAAUGCCCUCACUCACGUUGAGGACACCUUGACGACGACGGCGGAACUUUUUGACAAGGCCGCGCAGAUCAUCAUUACAAACAAGGAGGCUAAGAACCUGCGUUUGCAAGGGCAAACAGGGAAACUGAGCCCCGCCGAGAGCGACUCAACAACACGCUCGACGCCUCCGGAACCGGUUUCUUCGCAAGUAACCGGCCUUCAUUCCGAGGCGCAUGCGGAGGUCGAUAGUCCUCCUCUUCUACUUUCUUUUGAGGACUAUGAUGCCCGGCUUGUUCCUACGCUGGGUACUCAAGCUCAAGGAAAAGACGUGUGUGCGGUUUCUUCUCCGUCCGACGCAGCGACAUAUUGUCUUCAAGUGGUUCUUCACGGGAUACGACGCGCGAGUUCUAGUAGCUCCCCAUAUGGAGCACCAGUUCUCUUCGUCCGGAAGAAGAACAAGGAUCUACGAUUGUGUAUCAACUACCGCAAGCUCAACGCGCAAACCAUCAAGAAUGUGGGGCCUCUUCCUCGCAUCAACGAUCUUCUUGAGCGAUUGGGCGGCGCAAAGUAUUUUUUUAAGUUGGAUUUCAAAUCGGGAUAUCAUCAAAUCUCGAUCCGACUGAAUGAUCGCUACAAAUCCGCGUUCAAGACACGGUACGGGCAUUUUGAGUGGGUGGUCAUGCCUUUUGGCCUCACCAACGCCCCGACGACCUUUCAAGCGGCAAUGACCAAUGAGUUUCGUGCAAUGUUGGACCGGUUCGUGCUAGUCUACUUAGACGAUAUUCUCGUCUAUAGCCGAUCAUUGGAGGAUCAUCUUGGGCAUCUUCGACGAGUGUUGGAAACGCUCCGCCGCGCCAAGUACAAGGCCAACCGUGACAAGUGCGAAUUUGUCAGGCAAGAGCUGGAAUACUUGGGCCAUUUUGUCACACCGGAGGGCAUCAGUCCGCUAUCGGACAAGAUUCAAGCCAUCCAAGAGUGGCCGGAGCCUCGGAACGUCACGGAUGCCCACUCGUUCCUUGGUCUCGCUGGCUACUAUCAGCGUUUCAUCAAAGGCUACUCGAAGAUCGCGGCCCACUUGACCAAGCUUCAAUGCGAGGAUCGGCCGUUUGACUUCGGGGAGGAGGCACAAGAAUCAUUUCUAGCUCUCAAAGUCGCGCUAUUGUCUGCAGAGGUCUUGCGGAUAUACGACCCGCUUUUGCCUACGCGUGUCACUACGGAUGCGUCAGGCUAUGGCAUUGGUGCAGUCCUCGGGCAACAUGAUGGUGUGGACUGGCACCCAAUCGAGUAUUUCAACAAGAAAGUGUCUGUCGUGCAUUCCAUUGACGAUGCACGCAAGAAGGAGCUCCUCGUCUUCGUCCACGCACUCAAGCGGUGGCGACACUUCCUCCUUGGUCGAAGCCAAUUUCGAUGGGUAACGGACAACAAUCCGUUGGUCUUCUAUAAGACCCAAGACACCGUCAACAGCACCACCGCUCGAUGGAUGGCUUUCAUCGACCAGGUCGACUUCUUUCCCGAUCACAUUCCCGGAAAGUCGAACCGUUUUGCGGAUGCUCUUUCACGGCGCCCGGAUCAUUGUAUGCGGUCUACUCAACCUUCGAGACCGACGAUGACCUGCGGAACAGCUUCUUCCGCGGCUACCAAGCCGACCCCGAGUUUCGCAACAAGUACGCGAAUUGCUCCUCUCCUAAUCCGGCGCCUUCUCACUACUGGAUCCAAGAGGGGUACUUACUUUUCAACACGCGGGGAAAGGACCUUCUUUGCGUACCUAGUGAUCCUCACUUGCGUACACGGCUUCUUGGCGAGUUCCACGAUGCUCCCGCCAACGAACACUUUGGAGUCGAUCGCACGAUUGGCCGACUUCGCCAGCGAUUUUGGUGGCCCGGCCUUCUCGACGACGUCACGCGCUAUUGCUAGUCAUGCGAGGUUUGUCGACACUGAAAAUGUCGCAACCAUCGUCUGUACGGCGAGUUACGACCACUACCGGUACCAUUGAGGCGAAGGGAAGCGAUUGCCAUGGACAUUACCGGCCCGUUCCCCAAGCACAAGA
Molecule: messenger RNA, 3307 nt
Organism: Chara braunii
Lineage: Eukaryota; Viridiplantae; Streptophyta; Charophyceae; Charales; Characeae
Source: the annotation of a GenBank genome assembly